Messenger RNA from Prunus armeniaca (apricot), 684 nucleotides. The record is from the annotation of a GenBank genome assembly. NCBI's taxonomy places the organism in Eukaryota, Viridiplantae, Streptophyta, Magnoliopsida, Rosales, Rosaceae.
AUGGCUCAGUGUAACAUGUGCAUUGUAAAAUGUGAGAGCUAUGAAGAAGCUGCUCUAGAUGAGUCAUGGAAAAAUGCAAUGAAAUCUGAGCUGGAAAUGAUUGAGAAAAACAACACUUGGGAGCUAGUUGACAGCCUAUUUGAUAAGCCAAUCAUUGGUGUUAAGUGGGUCUAUAAAACCAAGCUGAAUCUUGAUGGAUCUGUGCAGAAAAACAAGGUCAGACUAGGGGCAAAAGGCUAUUCCCAAAAACCUGGAAUAGACUACAAUGAAACAUUUGCUCCAGUAGCAAGGUUGGACACUAUUAGGACCUUGAUAGCACUUGCUGCACAAAAGGAAUGGAACUUAUAUCAAUUGGAUGUAAAAUCCAUUUUUCUGAAUGGAGUUUUAAAGGAAGAAGUUUAUGUUGAGCAGCCACAAGGAUUUGUGAAGGAAAACGAAGAAACCAAUGUGUAUAAGUUGAACAAGGCUUUGUAUGGGCUGAAGCAAGCUCCAAGAGCCUGGUAUGAUGAGAUAGAUUCCUAUUUCAUCAAGGCAGGUUUUAAGAAGAGCUCUAGUGAAGCAACACUUUAUGUCAAAUCUAGUGAAGCUUCAAGUAUCAUUAUUGUUUCACUAUAUAUGGAUGAUAUUAUACACACUGGAAGCUGUCCAAAACUACUUGAAGAGUACAAGAAUGAUAUGAUGUAG